Messenger RNA from Benincasa hispida (wax gourd), 2575 nucleotides. RefSeq names its product DEK domain-containing chromatin-associated protein 1-like. Gene Ontology annotation, cellular component: nucleus. Lineage: Eukaryota; Viridiplantae; Streptophyta; Magnoliopsida; Cucurbitales; Cucurbitaceae. The record is from RefSeq and is a predicted model, not a curated record. Gene Ontology annotation, molecular function: DNA binding; histone binding. Gene Ontology annotation, biological process: regulation of double-strand break repair; chromatin organization.
AAAAAGGGAAAGAAAAAGGGAAAAUUGGUAGAGGCCUCGAGGUGGGGGAUCGCCGGGAGGGAAGCAGAGGGAUAAAACCCAAAAGCAGGCGCGAGCCCCGCUAACAUUUUUAGUUUUUGGCUUCUAAAAUUUUUUGAAACCCCGCUUCUUCUCCCCGCCCUCUACUAGAUUUCAUUUGCCACUUCCUCAAAACUAACCCAAUUUUCCCGAUCCCAUCUCUGUUUCUCUUUCCAUCUACGCGCUUUCACUUUCCAAACCCCUUCUCUUCCUUCUGCUACUAAUUCCCCUUCUUUCUUCCCCCACCCUUUCUAGGGUUUCUCCCCAAUUCACAAUCCCCUUCCACUCUCAGCCCUCUACUCUUCUCUACCUACAAUUCCCAGGUUUUGUCUUCUUUCCAACUUCUAUGGCGUCUCUGAACAUAGAGGACAAGAAAGCAGGUGACGGAGCUCCUGUCGGGGAGAAAAAGAAACUCGAAGGGAAGCAAGACAGCAAGGAUGAAGAUGCUUCCCGAGGCCGGAAGCUGGAAAAAGAAAAGACUGACAUAGCUGAUAAAGAGGAAGCUACUAGCGAAGAGGUAAAUGGUGAUGCUAAACCCGGUGAGAGUAAGGAGGAUGAGGAGGAUAAAGCUGACCCGGAAAUUCAAGAAGAAGGUGAGGAACAGGGCACUGCUGAAAAUGAUGAAGCCGAAGAAACAAAUUCUGACAAGAAAGAGGAAGAAAGCGCAGAGGAGGACGAUAAAGGUGACAACGAGGUUGAAACUGAAGGCGAAGGUGAAGAGGAAGAAAGCGAGGUUUCGAAGAAGGGAUCAAAGGUCGAUGCUAAGAAGGAUAGAAAUGCGUCUGUGAAAUCAAGAAAAAAUUCUGCAGAAAAGAAAGGAAAAAAAGAUUCCAGUUUGAAGGAGCCGGUCACCCCAACCAUUGAGAGGCCAGCCAGGGAGAGAAAGACAGUUGAGCGGUAUUCCGUGCCAUCGCCAGGGAGGUUGGGAAGGUCUUCUGCAAGCAAAACUCUCUCAAUUGAAAAGGGCCGCGGCACUACGCUGAAGGAUAUUCCGAACGUGGCUUUCAAAUUGUCAAAGAGAAAAGCUGAUGACAAUCUGCAACUACUUCAUACAAUUCUGUUUGGAAAGAAAGCAAAGGCUCAAACCUUGAAAAGGAAUAUAAGCCAGUUUUCGGGUUAUGUUUGGGUAGAGAAUGAGGAAAAACAAAGGACGAAGGUAAAGGAGAAGCUUGAUAAGUGUGUGAAAGAAAAAUUGGUGGAUUUUUGUGACGUGUUAAAUAUCCCAAUAAAUAAAGCUAGUGUAAAGAAGGAGGAGCUCUCAGCAAAGUUGUUAGAAUUUUUGGAGUCACCACAUGCUACAACUGAUGUUUUGCUGGCUGACAAGGAGCAGAAAGUCAAAAAGCGACGGAGGGCCAGUUCAGGCAAGACAGUUGGUUCUGGAGAAUCUGCAGAAGUGCCUGCUAAGAAACAAAAAUCUCAGCCUACAAAGAAGAGAAAACAUACCUCGGAGGUUGAGGAAGAAGAAGAGGAUAAAGUUGAAACCUCAAAUGAGAAGGAUGAUUCCCAUGAUAAAGAAGAUGACGAUGAUGAUGCAACUGCCUCAAAAGAAGAAAUUGAUGAAAAAGAUAAAUCAGAUGAGGAUGAUAAGACACUGGAAAAAAUGCCUAGUCCAAAAAAGUCAUCUAAGAAGGCUGGAAAAGAUGAUUCUGGUUCUAAAUCUGUUGAAAAAUCUUCUUCAAAGAAAGCAGCUGUAAAAUCUGCUAAAGAAGCUGCAAAAUCAACAAAGAAAUCAUCUAAUUCGACUUCAAAAAAGGAUGCUGUCAAAUCUGCUGCCUCACCAUCAAAGCCAAAGGGCACGCCAAAAAAGCAAAAAGUGGAGGAAAAGAAGCCCGUGAAGGAAAAACCUUCAGGCAAGAAACAAACAAGCAAAGCCCCUGCAAAGAUUUCUGUGGAAGAACAAGGUAAGGGAAAAAGUAGCAAGAAAGUUAAGAAAGAACCCAGUAGGGAGGAGAUGCAUGAAGUUGUAGUUAAUAUUCUGAAGCAAGUUGAUUUCAAUACUGCAACUUUGUCUGACAUUCUCAGGCAACUUGGUACCCACUUCGGUGUGGAUUUAAUGCAUAGGAAAGCAGAGGUGAAGGAUAUUAUCACAGAUGUGAUAAAUAACAUGAGUGAUGAAGAAGAGGAAGCUGAUGAUGGUGGUGAUGAUACGGACAAAGAUGAGGACAAGGAUGAGGAUGCUUAACUUGUUUAAUGUAUCCUUACUUUUCUAUAGCCCUGGCAGAAGAUGAUAGAACACAUUCCUGAAUGAUCAUCACUUCAUGAUCUCCAUCAGCAGUUUGAAUGUUACAGUAAAUGUUUAGAUAUCUCUGGCACGGUCUGUAUAAUGUACCAUAUAGAUUUAACAUUUUUGUAUGGUAACUUGUUAGCCUAGUCCCAUUUUUUCCCUUUCCCCACAAACUAAUUGUAUUUUAGGCCCCCCUCCCUAGACAAGUAGUUAGAUGAUUACGUCUUAAUGGAACAAGGUUUAAAAUAUUAGAUUGCAAAGCUGAUUAUGAUGAAUUCCUCUAUCUUGGUUGCA